CAUCUCGGGCAGUGACUGCUGCUGACUCUGGAUGGAGGAUGGCAGCCAGUACUCCACCCCCCGCAGAGACCCAGGAUAAGCCCCCACUCACCAGGAAGCAGUGUAAAGCCCUGGAGAAAAGCUGUAUAUCCAGCUCGGCACCGUGGAAUAAACCCAGCCUCAGUGAAUUCCAGAUGAUGGAUUUUGAAGAUUCAUUGAGCAGCUGUCCGAGUCGGAGCGGUCCAUCUGCAAUGAAGCCUAAUCUAAAGUCAAUGCAGAGUCUGCAAGAGUGCAAACAGCUUCUUCAUGAACUGGCAGACAAGGUCAACAACAUCAGCCGGGGGAAGCGUGGCAUGAAGAAGGCUGCACCAGAAGGGAGAACCAAAGAACCAGGCAGCCUAGAGACCAGCAGGAGUCUGAUCCUCCAGUGGGCCGAGGAGCUGGAGCUAAACAUGGCAACAAAAGAAACCAAGCCAACAGAUGAAAAGACAGGAAGAAGAGACAAUGAUGGAGGAAAGAAAGAGAAAACAGAGAUGGAAAAUCAAAAUGAAAAGCUUCAGCAGUGGGCAGUGGAGCUGAGGAACAUCACAGAGGCUAACGGCGUGUCUGAUGAGGAGCUGAAGAAGCUGCUGUAUCCCAGAGGACCGAAGGAGUCGAGGAUAGCCGCCAUUCUUCCGCUGCUGGAGUUUGUGGCUUGGUCCCUGUUAUCAGAGGACACUGAGGAGGCUGUGUCAAAGCUGUGGCUGCCGACCAAACAAAAGGCCUGGAGGACAGGAACCGGAAGCCCCAGAUACAUCCCUAACUCAGUGUGGCAGUGGAUUCGGAGUGCCUCAGUGUCUGUCCAUUUGGACGUCAGCACCAUCACUUCCUGGCUGGCUGUGUCCUCAGACCGCCUGCAGGUCCAGGAGGCGGCAGCGUGCUCCCCUGCCUCCUUGAACACAAGCCAGCGUUCGGCUGAGUGGCCCUACGUGCUGGGUGACACCAUCAUCACCGCGGGGAGACACUACUGGGAGGUGGAGGUGUCCCCUAGCGGCGGCUGGAGAAUAGGUGUGAUGUCAGAGUCGGCUCCCAGGAAGCAGAGGUCCCCCAUUUCCCCAGGGAGAGGGUACUGGACCCUGUGGAAGAGCUCCUCCUCUUUGUGGGCCUGCACCGAGGAGCCCACCAAACUGCAGAGAGCGGCCGUGCCCCGACUGAUCGGGGUGUAUGUGGACGUGGGGGAGGGUCAGGUGUCUUUUUAUGAUGUCGAUCGAAGGGUUCACAUUUUUACUUUCUCCGAUACCUUCAGACGCAGUCUCGUCCCCGUGUUUGGCUACUUGCACAAAAAAACGGUCCUUAAAAUCAUACCAGCAGAGAUGUCAGUCAAUGCCAGAAACAUGUAGGAUGUAGAUACGGACAUCGGUGAUGAAGAUAACAUGUUCUCUUUAAUUAGCCUCCUUUAAGAUUCUUUGGCACAAAUGACUAGAUCAGAAAAGUUGAUCGUAGAAUAAGAGUAUGGAUCAUCUCACUACUUACUUAUCUCACCUGCGAAUGUCUGCACUUUGUUAAAUUAAAUCAAAUAAAUUAGAUAAUAUACGGUUUUAUCCAGUUUGUUUAACAGAAACACCUUCACACAUUCCACAAAUUCUCAAAGGCAAAUACAUUUUUUAUUUGUUCUAAUACAUACACUUAUUCCAUAAUAAUCCAAGGCAUUAUCUGGGGUCAUGGAGGCCUUGAGCCUCGCCUGACUAACACCCUGGACAGGUCACCAUUGUAUCACAGGGCUGACAUACAAUGUCCAAGUUUUGUUAAUGUUCUAUCAUUUUCAGUGUAAUGGGAUUUUUUUUCAAAAUAAAAAUAAGAAUAAUAACACUAUUUACUAGUUAACACUGUCGGAAGUUACUAGUUGCAUGUUAUGGAGUCGCAAAAUCGAAUUAGAAAAUGAAUGUCAGUGAUGGUUAUUGAGAAAAAAUCUGUAAUUAAAUUACAGUUACUAAUUAAAAUGUUUUAUUGAAUACGUUUUAAUAAAAGUU
Messenger RNA from Anoplopoma fimbria (sablefish), 1988 nucleotides. RefSeq names its product nuclear factor 7, brain-like. Bases 39 to 1358 code for a protein of 439 amino acids. The record is from RefSeq and is a predicted model, not a curated record. Gene Ontology annotation, molecular function: protein binding. The transcript is spliced from 11 exons. Lineage: Eukaryota; Metazoa; Chordata; Actinopteri; Perciformes; Anoplopomatidae.